AGGAAAUAUGCAUGGACCUGAAAGGGUUAAGCAAAAAAUCACUGCUUGCUGCAAUAACAUAGCGCAAAUAAACACAUAAAGGUUUCUGUUUACAUACUACGCAUCCGCAUUUGGGCACUCGCGAUUAGGCAUUGGCCCUUGACAUAGCAGUCAAACGAGCGGAACAACCUCAUCAUUAUUGACACGUACGCAUAAUAAAAAGCCUAACAGCGUCUGAUGCGUCGACGCGCUGCCACUGCAGGCAUUCACCACAACCUAGUACGCCACCUCCAAUGAAACUAUCCUCGUUGCAUCAAAUUUGGCAGUAGGCCUAGCAAUUGUGCGUGUAAUUGAGUGGAACUGACUGCGCUUAGAACUAUUUUUUUUAUUAAUAAAACUCACGGAAUCAAAUUUAUUGCGCCAAAGUAUAAAAGCUGAAAAGCGUUGACACUUCCAUUGCAUUCUUACGAUCAAAUCCAAGUGGCAAGGUGUAGCCAGGCAGCAGCGGUAGCAGAAACUCAAUCAUUAAACUUCUUCGCAACAAAAUGUUCAGGUACACCACCCUCUUGGCCUUAAUAUUUGCCACCACUUUGGCAACAACUCACGCUGAGCCACCACGUUUCCGUGCAGCGCUUCGACGGCCACCCAAUCGCUUUCUGGCACGCCAAGAGGCUGAGGUGACCGAUAGUGCUGCACCAGAGGUCGCGCCACCUGCAGCGGAGGCAGAUCAGCCAGCGCCCUAUCCGCCAGCUGGCGUCACGCCAGCUAUUCCCUUUGAUUUGCCAACGGAGGCAGAGGCACCUGCGCCGGAUGAAGUUUAUGGCCCGCCAGAGGAGGAGCCAACACCCGAUCCCACCUAUGGGCCACCAGAGGAAACUACCACUUUGGCUGCGCCUGCCGUCGCCCCCGCUGAUGGUGAUUUAGUAUCGCAAAACUUGGUGCAGCCGCGUCAAAGAGUUGCAUUGGCCAAGCAACGCGGUCUGGUGCGCUCGCAGCCGCUCUUGUUGCAAGCUGUGCCCGCUGCAGGUGCGGCCGGUGUUGUGGAGCUGGUGCGCGCGGAACCGGGAGUUAUUUACAUUUUGAAAUAAGCGUUGGAGGAGGAAGUGGGAGAGGAGCAGUAAAGUUAAGACGAUUCACGGGAGGCGUAGUACGAUAUCAUUCUUUUUGCAAUUGUUUUCUACUUUUUGAAG
This is a messenger RNA of Rhagoletis zephyria (snowberry fruit fly), 1169 nucleotides long. Its product is annotated as skin secretory protein xP2-like. The record is from RefSeq and is a predicted model, not a curated record. NCBI's taxonomy places the organism in Eukaryota, Metazoa, Arthropoda, Insecta, Diptera, Tephritidae.